Molecule: messenger RNA, 1297 nt
Organism: Diachasmimorpha longicaudata
Lineage: Eukaryota; Metazoa; Arthropoda; Insecta; Hymenoptera; Braconidae
Product: protein SLC31A2-like
Exons: 3
Coding region: 486-1142 (218 amino acids)
Biological process (GO): copper ion transmembrane transport
Cellular component (GO): plasma membrane
Molecular function (GO): copper ion transmembrane transporter activity
Source: RefSeq, a predicted model, not a curated record
UGCGAAUUGUAAAGCUUUUUUAGACCAACAAUUAAUUGCAUUGCGACAAGGAUCCAAAUGUCGCCAUUUUUUUCACCGAUUUCUCCGAGAAUCGAACCUGACCAAUGAACCUGAUCAUUUUUUUGGGGGGGGACAUAUCCUUCAGCAAAGGACAAGGGAUAAAUGUCCCUCCACCACUAGCCUGCGAUUUUUUAAAACUCAUUGGUCUUGUCCCAGUCAAUUACACCCCGUGACUGGGGUAAAGCUAGGUGAUGUUUUAAGUAUUAUCACAAAAUGCAUCGGACUUUGUCAACAUUGCUACAUGUCAUAAGGCCAUAAGAAUGUCGUUUUAUCAGCGGAACGGGUGUUACUAGUAGUCCAGUAGUUCCCACUGUGAGUUCCUAACCUCAAACAUAUGUCAGAGGACUGACUGAAAAUAAAAUCAACGUCAUGCAGUUGGUCCAUUGAUUUUCAGUGAUUCAGUAUUGAAAAUUCUGUAAAUAAAAAUGCACAUGUGGUUUUGGUUUGGCACCCAACUCAGUCCCUUUAUCCUCCCCGGGUACAAUGUCACAACGACCUGGGGUGUGAUAGCGACUUGCCUGGGUCUGAUUGCCUUGGCCAUCACCUACGAGGCGAUGAAAACCUUUCAAAUAAAACUCCAUCAGAUGAAUAAAGCAGCUGUUGCUGCCAGUGGAUCCAGUGCUAAUGAAAAUUCAUCUCUGUUGUACCAUUUAGUGCCAGUAGGUCUCACUGGUAAUAGGGGAUAUCGUUGUCAGGCAUUAUGUCGAUGGCUGAUGGAAGUCGUUCAUUAUGCAGUUCACGUUACCCUCGGGUACAUAAUGAUGCUCGCAGCCAUGACUUAUAACGGAUAUAUUUUUCUGGCAUUGGUAGCGGGUGCUGCUGUUGGAUAUCACAUUUUUGGGCCAACUCUGUUAGCUCUGAAUAUCAGUGAGGUUCGUCGAAGGUACGAAGACGUGCCCUGUGAGUCAGAAUGCACUGUCAGUAGGGAAAAGUGGCUUAUCUCGUUGUACCACAUCGCUGAGUUCGUUGACGUUCUAGGGGGAAAUCCAGAGACGUCUGAGGGUGAAAGCCAGCAGUCGACAAUUGCUAUUAUUUCGGAUCAAGGGCCAUCAGAAGUCAGUGCAGACGUUCAUAUCCACUGAGUCUCCAACCGGCGGACCCUUUUGUGCUCAAUUUUAACGAAUUUGGACUGAUAAAAUUAAGUGUUGAUACAGUAAAGUUAUCGCGGAGAUUUUUAACAGAUUGUUUUAUAUUGAUGAGUGUUAUCUGGACAAAUAUAAAUAUCGUUUUUACGUGA